Molecule: messenger RNA, 5143 nt
Organism: Aspergillus ochraceoroseus IBT 24754
Lineage: Eukaryota; Fungi; Ascomycota; Eurotiomycetes; Eurotiales; Aspergillaceae
Exons: 4
Coding region: 15-5048 (1677 amino acids)
Biological process (GO): seryl-tRNA aminoacylation; carbohydrate metabolic process
Molecular function (GO): serine-tRNA ligase activity; ATP binding; alpha-L-fucosidase activity
Source: RefSeq, a predicted model, not a curated record
GAUUCAGCUGAAUCAUGUCUGAGCUCUGGUAUCGAAAACCUGCCAGUGGGUGGGAUGAAGCCCUACCAGUAGGUAAUGGACGCCUUGGGGCAAUGGUCCAUGGGAGAACAGAUACAGAGCUCCUCCAACUGAACGAAGAUUCUGUGUGGUAUGGUGGCCCCCAAAAUCGCCUGCCGGGGGAUGCUCUAGAGCAUUUGCCACGCUUAAGAGACUUGAUCCGAAAGGGUGCUCAUGCAGAAGCAGAGCAGCUGGUCCGUCGAGCCUUCUUUGCCUCUCCCAACGGCCAGCGGCACUACGAGCCUCUAGGUACUCUGUCGCUCGAGUUUGGGCACCCGUAUGACAGGGUCAAAGGCUACAGACGCUCGCUGGACUUGAAAGAAGGCAUUUCCCACGUCCAAUAUGAGUAUGAAAAUAUCAAGGUCCAUCGGCAGCUUCUCGCGAGCCAUCCGGACGAAGUACUGGCUAUGCGCAUAGAAGCAUCGCACCCCAUCGAGUUUCUAGUGCGUCUCAGCCGACUGAGCGAGGUAGAAUAUGAGACAAAUGAGUUCCUCGACGAUCUGAUCGUAGACAAUCGCUCUAUUACAAUGCACGUUACUCCUGGCGGCAAGGGUAGUAACAGUGCCAGUUGCAUGGUUGCGAUCCGCUGCGACAAUAGCCAAGGGGAAGCACCAACGAUCGCGCGAGUCGGCCAGAAUCUAGUUGUCAAUGCCCGAAAGACUCUUAUCCUAAUAUCUGCCCAGUCGACAUAUCGGUUCAAGGACAUUGACAAGGCAGUAAUUGCUGAUAUAGAGCGGGCACUAGCACUCUCCACUGAGAAUAUAUGGAAACGACAUAUCACAGAUUACCAGGCGCUCUAUGACCGCCUAGAACUACAACUUGGUUCUGAUGCGACACACCUGCCGACAGAGGAGAGGAUCCUGAAUGCGCGUGACCCGGGCCUAAUUGCUCUAUACCUCCACUACAGUCGAUACCUUCUCAUAUCUUGCAGUAGGCCGGGCAAGGAAGACGGCUCGGAUCGCGUGCUCCCAGCAACCCUACAGGGUAUUUGGAACCCAUCAUUUCACCCUCCAUGGGGCUGUCGGUACACCAUCAAUAUCAACCUGGAGAUGAACUACUGGUCUGCCAAUGUGGGGAAUUUGUCCGAGUGUGAGCAGCCAUUGUUUGCCCUGCUUGAGCGUGUUGCCGCUGCCGGUACGGAAACGGCACGUAAGAUGUACGGUUGCCGUGGGUGGACAGUCCACCACAAUACCGAUAUUUGGGCGGAUACAGCCCCAGUGGACCGCUGGAUGCCUGCGACACCGUGGCCGCUGGGAGGUGCCUGGCUUUGUUUUCACAUAUGGGACCAUUACCGUUUCACGGGGGACAGGGCUUUGUUAGCCCGAAUGUUCCCCGUGCUCCGCGGCUGUGUCGAAUUCUUGCUAGACUUCUUAGUAGACGACGCUACGGGCAAAUACAAGGUGACAAAUCCAUCUAUAUCUCCCGAAAAUACUUUCUUAGAUGAAAACGGAAACCCGGGGGUGCUUUGCGAAGGCUCAACGAUUGACAUCCAACUGAUUCGUGCUCUCCUGAAUGCGUUUAUCUCAGGAAUAACAGUGCUCGACCUUGCUGACGAUGAACUUCUCCCGAGCGUUCACGAAACAUUGAGUCGUUUACCUCCGAUGCGCAUAGGAUCCGCUGGACAACUCCAGGAAUGGAUGGCUGACUAUGGUGAAGCUGAGCCUGGCCAUCGACACGUCUCGCACCUCUGGGCUUUGUACCCGGGUUGGGAUAUCAACCUUGGCACCACACCCGACCUAGCUAAAGCGUGUGCUAUUACCAUACAGCGACGUCAAGCAGCGGGUGGAGGCCACACAGGCUGGAGUAGAGCUUGGCUCCUCUGCCUGCACGCCCGAUUGGGAGCUGCAGAUGAAUGCGCGAAGCAUCUAGAGCUACUGCUAGCGCAAUCCACCCUACCCAACCUUCUGGACACGCAUCCACCCUUCCAGAUUGAUGGCAACUUCGGUGCUGGUGCUGGUAUCUUGGAGAUGCUAGUGCAGUCACACGAAGGUGUCAUACGGCUUUUGCCCGCUUGUCCGGAUGAGUGGCGAACUGGAAAGAUUCGUGGAGUUCGAGCACGUGGGGGAUUUGAACUGGAUUUUGGAUGGAAAGAGGGGGAAAUCUGGGGACCAGUUAUCGUGAAGUCAGAGCUGGGACUUCGGACAGUGAUCUAUUACCCCCAUAAUGGACUGCAAAAGGUCGUAGAGGAAAUCAUGGAUUUGACUUCUGUUCAGGACCUCAAGGGUGUUCUUCGCAGCGACUUCUUCCACGGCUAUGCCACAGCAGCCCCCCAAAUUGAGGGAGCCUGGAACAAAGAUGGCAAAGGCCUUUCGAUCUGGGACACCUUUGGUCACAAACCAGGAAAAAUCAAGGACGGCAGUACUGCGGACGAUGCAGUGCGGUCCUAUGACUUAUAUCGGGAGGAUAUCGCCUUGAUGAAGUCUUACGGAGUCAAUGGCUACAGAUUUUCUCUGUCCUGGUCGCGCAUCAUUCCUCUUGGAGGCGCAGAGGAUCCCGUCAACGAACAAGGUAUCAAAUUCUACCAGGAUUUGAUAGACGAAAUGCUCCGCAACGGUAUUACACCAUUUGUGACCAUCUUUCACUGGGAUGUACCCCAGGCUCUAGAGGACCGAUAUGGAGGCAUGUUAAACAAGGAGAAGUUCGUUCCUGACUUUGUUCGUUUCGCGCGCGUCUGCUUCGAGCACUUGGGCACCCGCGUGAAGUACUGGAUUACUUUUAACGAGCCCGGAGUGUAUUCACUAGCAGGGUAUGCAGCGGGUGUCCAUGCUCCUGGACGCUCGUCCUACCGCGAUCUCAAUGAGGAGGGCGACUCCUCUACAGAGCCUUUCAUCGUCAGCCAUACGCAGCUGAUAGCUCAUGCAUACGCUGCGAAGUUGUACCGAACGGAAUUUCAAUCCGAGCAAAAGGGCACAAUCGGAAUCACCCUGUCCGGCAACUGGUCAGAAGCCUGGGAUGAGGAUGACCCACGCGACCAGGAAGCUGCCGAGAGAGCCCGGGAGUUUGAGAUCGCCUGGUUUGCGGAUCCUCUGUACACGACUGGCGAUUACCCUGCCUCUAUGAGGGCCCAGCUCGGUGAUCGUUUACCACACUUCACGCCCGAGGAAUCGAAGCUAGUGCUAGGCAGCUCUGAGUUCUAUGGUAUGAACUCCUACACAACCUUCUUCAUGCAGCAUAAGGAUACUCCUGCCGAUAUCAAUGACCACAAAGGCAAUGUUUUCAUCCACGACACGAACAGUAAGGGCGUCCCCCGAGGAGAGGAGUCUGACACGCCUUGGCUGCGCAUGGCACCAGCUGGGUUCCGUAAGCUGCUCAACUGGAUCUGGUCAAGGUACCACAUACCCAUUUAUGUCACUGAGAAUGGCACUACUGCAAAGGGUGAGACAGCGCCAACAUCGGAAGUGCUCAAUGACACCUUCCGCCAGCGAUUUUUCGAGGGGUAUGUUGGUGGUCUGGCACGAGCUGUCAAGGAAGAUGGCGUGGAUGUUCGCUCAUACUUUGCCUGGACAUUUACCGACAACUGGGGUAUGAUCCCAUCCAUAUCUCCUAUAAAACUCUCUUGUCGCUCUUUUGCCUCCAUCACGCGUCCUCCGACUGCCCCCAAACCCAGUCCCGACGUCAAACAUAUCCGGCAGAACCCCGAGCUCUAUGCCCAGAAUUGUCGCGACCGCAAUUACCCGUCACACGCAGAUUAUCCGUUGAAGAUCCAGCAACUCUCAGAUGAACUCCGUCAGAUUGACCACCAACUGCAACCGUCACGUUCACGGAUAAAGGCCCUCGAAAAGACCAUUGCGAAGCUCCAGCAUCAGGCCACCGAGCCGCAGAACAAAGACCAGGAGGCCGCUCUCCGCGCUGAAGCCCAGGAAUUGAAGGAUGAAUCACUCGCCCUAACAACGCGCAAGGCAUCCUGCACGGAACAGGUCCAGCAACUUGCCCUCUCUCUCCCCAACAUCUCCUCUUCCCACACCCCAAUCGGCUCCGAGCCUACCCUCGUUGAAUAUCUCAACUUCGACGCCCAGUCACCACCCGCUUGGGUCCAUCGCCCCGAUCCAUCUCGUUCACACGUUUCCAUUGGAUCUACUCUUGGCCUCAUCGACUUUGCCAGCGCUGCCACCACGACAGGGUGGGGUUGGUACUUUCUUAUUGGGGACGGUGCUCUCCUCGAACAAGCUCUGAUACAAUACGCCCUGACGGUUGCCCGGCGCUAUGGCUGGACCCCCGUCUCCCCUCCCUCAAUUGUCUACUCUUACGUCGCAGAGGCCUGUGGCUUCCAACCCCGCGACCAGAACAACGAACAACAAAUCUGGGCCAUUGAACAAUCUGAAAAGGACAGGGCCAAACCCCAGCGCUCGCUCGCCGCCACCGCCGAAAUUCCUCUGGCCGCCAUGCACGCGGGUCGCGAUCUCGAACCCUCCACUCUACCCCUCAAACUAGUGGGCCCCAGUCGCUGCUAUCGUGCCGAAGCCGGCGCGCGAGGCGUAGACACUAAGGGCCUGUAUCGUGUGCACGAAUUCACCAAGAUCGAAAUGUUCGGCUGGGCGGAUAAUGUCCCCGCCUCGUCUUCGAUACCUUCUUCAGACGAUCUCUUUAAUGAGCUCCUCACCAUACAGAAGGAGAUCCUGACAUCUCUUCGACUUCCCUGCCGCGUUUUGGAAAUGCCCACCACCGACCUCGGGGCCAGCGCCAGCCGGAAACUUGAUAUUGAGGCCCUGUUCCCAUCCCGCAUGCGCGGUGAAACCCUCGAGGAUGCCUGGGGAGAGGUUACCUCCGCCUCCAUCUGCACUGAUUAUCAGUCUCGCCGAUUAGGAACUCGCGUCCGCGGAGGUACGGCUAAAGACUCUCGAUUCCCACAUACAGUCAACGGGACGGCAAUCGCGGUACCCAGGGUUUUGGCCGCGAUCUUGGAAAACGGAUGGGAUGCAGAACGCGGGGUGGUUGUUAUCCCCGAGGUCUUGCGACCCUGGAUGGGAGGUAUGGAAGUCAUCGGUAAAUGACAUCGUAACCUGGUUUCUAUCACGGAUGUAUUCAAUACCGUAACUGUAAGAUAUAAAUCAUAUUGAUUCUGUACAUUAACUCUGACCUGGAAAAC